Brachypodium distachyon (stiff brome) is the source of this 3827-nucleotide messenger RNA. RefSeq names its product protein FAM91A1. Bases 1093 to 3678 code for a protein of 861 amino acids. The record is from RefSeq and is a predicted model, not a curated record. The transcript is spliced from 8 exons. Lineage: Eukaryota; Viridiplantae; Streptophyta; Magnoliopsida; Poales; Poaceae.
CGCAUUGCUUAACUGUUUGCGAUCAUAUACUAGUUUGCUGAUAUCUUGUUUAGAGCCAGCUUUUUGGUAAUUUAACAUUUUUUUACACUUUUACCUUGUCAUACCUGCAGUUUUGAAACACAUUGUUUGGCUGAUUUCAAAUCGAAUAUUUUUUGCCAAUUAUUUUGGAAACUUCUCUUGGGGUUGUUUCCUCUGUCGAUAACUCUUGCAUUAGUAUCAUGGUUAUCUUUUUCCUUAGUUUGUUCAAGUAAUUCGGGAUUUGUGGCAAUCGCUAGGUUUGAGUGUUUUUCAAAAGCUUUUUCUUUUUCUCUCAACAACCCAGAUGCGCAUCAUUUUGUAUCCGAAAGCUUUCACGACUGCUGUUUUAAUAAUAUAUUUUGCAGUUAUAUCCAUACCAUCUUGCAGACUACAUUUGUCGAGUAAUGAGGAUAUCGUCUUUCAGAUAUUAUUGUGACGUCCUUUUUGAAGCUAUGAAGAAUGGUAACCCACUAUGUUAAUAGAAAUAAAGCAUUCUUUGUCAUCUCAUUCUACCAAAUUGUUUCACACUUUUUCUUGCCAACUGACCAGCCAUCAUGUCCAACAACCUUUGUGCCUGGCAUAACUAGUUUCAUAUCUAUGAUACAACAUGCAAUUGUCAUUUCUUCACAGAUCUACUUGACUGUGAAAUUGAUGAUCAUUUCUAAGUAUAUUUCUUAAUUAUUAACACUGAUGUUGAUGAAAAUUCUUUGGUUGCUUUAUUUUGGAAUUGUCGCUUCAAGUUCUAUAAUAUUUGUCCAUCGAGGGAAGAGUGUAUUUACUGUAUUUAUCUGCAGCCUCUAUUCUGCUACUUUUUGUAAUGAAAAUAUCACAUCGAAUAACAUGGAUAGCCGAUUUGCGGAUGAGAAUAACUGAGAUAACCAGUAACCAUGCACGUGCAAAGCGUCUUCAUGACUCUUGGGUCCAGGGAUACCUCAAAUUGGGCUUAAAUAAUCAUAUCUACCCCACCACGUGACAACCAUAUAACAAAAGCAACCAUAUGACAGCAUUCCAAACUUCACUGCUGCUGAUGCCUUGAGGAUUACUGGUGUUGGAAGAAAUGAAUUUAUUGAUAUUAUGAAUAAAUGCAGAUCAAAGAAGAUAAUGUGGAAGCUGAACAAAUCAAUUGCGAAAGAGUUGUUGCCUGCACAACCCGCAGACAUAGCGAUAGAACCAUGGUGGGGGGUUCGGUUUGUCAACUUCACAUUGGAAGAGUUCAAGAAACUUUCAGAAGAAGAGACAUCAGCAAUAGACAAAAUAUGUAAGGAGGAAGUCAAUUCAUAUGUUCUAUUUGACCCUGAGGUUAUAAAUGGUCUUUACAAAAGGGGAGGGGUAUACUACGAUGUACCAGUUUAUCCCGAUGACCGCUUCAGAGUUUCAAGACUUGAAGGUUUUGUUUCAAACAAGGAUCAGUCCUAUGAAGAUCCAAUUGAAGAGCUACUAUAUGCUGUAUUUGUUGUAUCAAGUGAAAAUGCCACAGUUGCUGAAUUGGCUAAAACUUUACAGGCUGACCUUUAUCAACUCCAAUCAGCUGCAUCAUUUGCUUGUAGACUGGGAUGGGCAGUAAAGCUUAUGGAUACAGACUCCGUCCUUAGAGAUUCAAGUACAGCUGCAUUGCCCAUCAACAUUCUUGGUGAUGAUGAUGAUGGUUCACGUACUAGUAUCAACUCAGAAAAGUCUUGUCAAGAAUUGCUCAGCAAUGAUUCCGAUGGACCUAGGAAAAUCUCUGGAACUGCUUAUGUGGGCUUUGUUGUGGAUGCCAACGUAACUUCAUACUUAAUGAUGGGUUCUCUAUCUCCAGGGUUAAAGUCUCAUGCUGUAACGUUGUAUGAAGCUGGAAAACUCGGUUACUCUUGCAUUGCUGAUCUUUGCAAUGAUCUAGCUAGCUUAGAAGGAAAGAAGUUUGAGGGUGUGCUCCAGGAAUUCGCAAAUCAUGCUUUUAGCCUUCGAUGCUUCCUUGAGUGUUUGCUAUCUGGUGGAACUUCACCAACUGAAUCUAGUGAAGGAAACUAUCAGGUCUGCCAUUUGCCAGAUGAUUUGUCGUCGUCUUUAAGCAAGGAAGGCACCGAGGAGGGUGUUGGUAAUGUAAUUGAAAAUGGCGGAGUCUCACAUAAAACUAGAGAUCCUGCCGAUGAUGGCCAAGAUGGUGACAUAUCACAGCAGGAACACACAACGAUUGAUUCAGAUGGAUCUCCACAUUCAACUACUAUAUCCGAAAGAAAGGAAAGCAUAGUAAACAAUGAUUUUGAUGGCAGCCAGACAGUUACUCAAAAAGACAGUAGCCAGACUACAGAACUGGAUGGCUUAGCUGGUAACACCUCUGUGCCAAAGACUAAAAGAAAUUACCGAGUUAACAUUCUUCGCUGUGAGAGCUUAGCUUCAUUGGCCCCAUCAACGCUGGAAAGGCUACUUCUCAGGGACUAUGACAUCGUGGUAUCUAUGAUCCCUCUUCCAUAUUCUUCAGUUAUACCCAGCUCUGCUGGCCCAGUACAUUUCGGUCCGCCUUCUUACUCCUCAAUGACACCUUGGAUGAAGCUUGCAUUGUAUACCUCCGGGAGUUGUGGCCCAAUAUCUGCCAUUUUCAUGAAAGGACAACGUCUGCGGUUGUUGCCUGAACCAUUAGCCAGCUGUGAAAAGGCACUGAUUUGGUCUUGGGAUCACUCUGUGGUGGGUGGACUAGGAGGGAUUUUUGAAGGGAACUUGGUAAAGGGAAGUCUUCUGUUGCAUUACUUAAACUCGAUGACAAAACAUUCUGCCGUGAUAGUGCAGCCACUGAGCAUAAAUGAUCUCGAUGAAACAGGAAACCUCGUAACCAUGGAUGUCCCAUUGCCCCUAAAAGAUGUUGAUGGGUCAAUCGCAUCUGUGAUAGCUGGCACCGACUUGCCUGAGGAGCAAAUGUCAAAUUUGACAUCAUUAUUGGAAGACCUAUCGUUUAAAGUUGAGCUGAGCACAGUUGGGUACCUUCGUCUAGUAAGGCUUCACAGGCUCAGCGAGUCCUUUGAACUUACAGAGAAAGAAAGUUACGAGUGGAUACCUUUGAGCUUGGAAUUUGGAAUUCCCCUGUUCAAUCCAAACCUCUGUGAAAGAAUAUGUGAAAGGGUUUUUGCAUCACAUAUACUUCAGAAAGAUGAUAUCUCUGAACACUAUGAGUCUAUGCAGAACGUGAGAAAAAGGCUGCGAGAACUUUGCACCGAGUACCAAGCAACCGGUCCAACAGCAAGGCUACUUAAUCAGCGGGGAGGAGGCUCGAAGACUUCACCACGUCAACUCAUGAACAUUGUCAGUGGAAGAUGGAGCCCGUUCCAUGAUUCAUUGACACCUACCAAUGGAGGGUCCCCGCAUGAACAUGUCCGACUGAACCUUGGAAGACGGCAGAAAUGCUUUACUGAAGUUCUAAGCUUUGAUGGCAGCAUCCUCAGGUCGCACGCACUCGCUCCUGUUUAUGAGGCUGCUACAAGAUCUGUCACUGAAGAUCAACCAUCACCUUCUGCAGUGAAACUUGAGUCAGAAGAUUCAGGUACCAAGGAUGUGGUCCUACCAGGAGUCAAUCUUAUAUUUGAUGGCGCUGAGCUGCACCCGUUUGACAUAAGUGCUUGCCUCCAAGCUCGCCAACCUAUCUCGCUAAUAGCUGAGGCGUCGGCAGCGUCAUUGGCCAUGAAAUGACAGAUCCAUGUCGCAAAUUUUGUCUACUUCAUGUUAUGUGCAAAAUUGGUUUAUUGCAUAGGACAUUUCUCAGAAGAAGGCAGUUUUUUAAAAGCUUUCUGGGAAUAUAUUGUUAUGCCAGGGUAAUUUUUCUCUAGGCGACAGUGACA